This is a messenger RNA of Aspergillus wentii DTO 134E9, 932 nucleotides long. Its product is annotated as ester cyclase. Gene Ontology annotation, biological process: polyketide metabolic process. The transcript has 2 exons. Lineage: Eukaryota; Fungi; Ascomycota; Eurotiomycetes; Eurotiales; Aspergillaceae. The record is from RefSeq and is a predicted model, not a curated record. Bases 149 to 643 code for a protein of 164 amino acids.
AUCUGACGGGGUAUUGAUUGGUCGCUUUGGAAACAAUUCUUCUACUGACACUCUAUAUAAGCAGAGAUAUCUAUCUACUUCAAUCUGCCAUCCAUCAUCUUCAUCAAUCCACCUCAACUGAUAUCUUGAACAAUCCAAAACCCCCAAAAUGUCACUCCAAGAAACCAACAAAACUAUCAUCCAAAAAUACUUCACCGAAUACUGGGGCAAAGGCAACGUCUCCGUCGUCGACGAGCUCUGCACCGAAAACUUCACCAUCGACUACCCCAUGCACGGACCCAGACGAGGAAAAGAAGCAGCCAAGAAGAUGCUCCUCGAAUUUCGCGAGGCCUUCCCCAACAUCUCAUUCCAGUCAUAUAAAUUCCCCCUCAUCGCGGAAGGAGACUACGUCGUCGGACGCUGGAUCGGGGGUGGGAAGCAUACUGGUGUUGCGUUUGAUGAUUUGGCUGUGGGGAAGUUGGAUAGGCCGAAUACUGGCAGGGAGGUGUACUUUUCCGGUACGACCAUCUUCACCCUCAAGGACGGAAAGAUUGUGGACGAGAUUGGGGAGGAGCAGGCUCUCACGGCGUUGCAGCAGUUAGGGUUGGUGGCGGCCCCUAAUGCUGGGAAGGAGGUGAGGUAUGAUGAGGGGAAUCAUGUUUGAGGUGUAGAACUACCUUCUUUUAUCUGUACAUUUGGAGUAGGUCACCUCAUGUUCAAGGCUAUGGCAUAAGGUUGACCUUCUCUUUGUCUUCUUGUUGUAUGGCCUAUCGCAAAUUGUUAGACAUAGCUGAUUGGAUACAUGGAACAAGUUCUGUGUCUUGGAUUGAUCAUUCUUUAAAGUCUCUCCUUCAGAUUCGAAUGGCAAUAUCGUCGAUGCUUAGUACGGUGUGAGUAUUCCUUCUGAAAAGAAAUACUAACGACGUCAGGAUACGGUUAAUUAGUUAUUCUCA